Messenger RNA from Trichosporon asahii var. asahii CBS 2479, 528 nucleotides. RefSeq lists its product as uncharacterized. NCBI's taxonomy places the organism in Eukaryota, Fungi, Basidiomycota, Tremellomycetes, Trichosporonales, Trichosporonaceae. The record is from RefSeq and is a predicted model, not a curated record. The coding region runs from base 1 to 528 and encodes 175 amino acids. The transcript has 2 exons.
AUGCUCAAGUCACUCGUCAUAGCCACGCCCCUGCUCCAGGUCUCCAUCCAGCCCGUGGUGCCCAGUGGCGGCAAUCUCGGAGACGGCAGCAGCCCUUCGGGGCCCAGUGUUUCCUUCGUGUCUGGGGACGGAGGUGAUGCCGAGGAAACCGACUCGCCAUCCAGCACCGUCGGCCCUGGCCCCGGUGCUGCGAACACUGAGUCAUCCGACAAUGACGAAGCGUCGGCCACCUCCGCCCCGUCUGGCAGCGGCGCCGCCCCCUCCGCCAGCAGCAGCAAGGAGUCGAGUGGCAAGCCCUCGCAUAGCGCGACCUCGGCUACGUCGAGCCCCGGUGGCCAGCCCAGCCCCACGUCGGCCUCAUCGAGCCCUGGCGGCGCGCCCACCUCAGCGACCAGCCACCAAGCGGGCGGCGUGCCCAGCGGCUCGGGCUCGGCCAAGCCGUCAACCUCUGGCAAGUCGUCCGCUGGCCAGAUCUCGGUUGCUCUCAGUGCACUCGUCGUUGGUAUUGCCGCUGCUCUUAUCUAUUAA